UGUGGCUGAAUUUCUUUACUUUCCGGGUUGGCCUUUUCCUCGAAUCCUUUUUUUUCUCUCUUUAUUCCGUCACGGAUCGAUUGCCAUUUUUUAAAAUGGGGCACACGGGGUAGAAUAGAGAGAACUGGAGAAAAGAGGUCGCAGGCCAUUCUGCCGCAAUCUCCAGGAGGAAUGAUCAAAAGACGGAAUUUUUUUCUUUAUAUUCAGUACCCAGUUUCGUGAAAGGAAGGAAAAAAAAAGAAAUAGAACUAGCGGGAAGGUUGCGGUUUGUUGCGUUCGGCCAAUCGAUCAGGUGACGUAGUAACGGAAGCCAAGUUGUAAGCAAAGUUUCACUUUUUGUGGGCUUUCUGGAUCGCAGCUGUAUUGGACCAGUUGUCGGAAAUGCGUACCGCGUGAAAUGGUCGUAAUGCGUUUACAAGAAUGCGCUUGUGAGAGCCGAGAAUGCGUUGAAGCUACACAUCAUCGAUCCGGCCGGAUAGAAAAACUCUACGCCAAAAAAGAAAAGAAAAAUAAAUCCGUGUGAUCUCAAGAUAGCUAGCGGGCGUUUAUGACGUCAGCGGCGUUUGGGGAUCCUUGGCGGUUCUGAACUCGUCUCCUAUUUGCCCAUCCUCGAAGGAACUAAUCCUGUUAAAGACUUGAUCACUUCCUCAAUUGAAAAAAUAGAAAAUGUUCUUUUUUUUUAUUGCUGGCAACUAUUCCGCUAUUGUGUGUGUAGACGGCGGGUCGAUUUCUAUCGAUCCAAUCAGUUUUAUUCCACGCCAUUUUGUAUGCGCUCCCGCUGUCCACAAUUUUUGACUGGUUCCGCACGUAUUUACAUUCCUGCCCACGCGCCAGACUUUAAAUUGCUUAUUUCGCAAGAUUUAGUUUUUUUCCUUUUUUAUUUUUAUUUCAGCAUUUAAUCGAAAGAUGAGGGGGCAAAUUUUUUUUCCCCCCGUUGGCGAAGGUCUUUGGAGUUAUCUGGGCAAGUGAUGAGGUAAACAACAUUAUCAUCGAUAAGGAUUUUUUAUUUUAAAAAGGCAAACAAAAUAGCGAGCGGAUCGAUAGACGAGUGUCUUUAAAUGGACCAACGUCAGUAGCGAGAUAAUGUCAUCUUUUGUUUCAUUUACAUUUGAGACCUAUUUUCAAACGUCGACAAGGACAUUCUUCAAUAUCCAUCCCGGAUCAUUGAUUGUGGUAUCACAUGAGUGUGGUAUACCCGUUGAUAAAUUUUUCGAUACUUACCUAUUUUCGUGGUUUUCUUUCUAAUUAUUAUUUUUAAAACAUUUGAACGUUGGCGCUUUUUGCCAAAAUGCGAUUCAGGUCGGCCAACCAGCCACCGGACGUCAUCAUUAUUUUUAUCAAUUAGAAUUGGAAGUUGACGUUGAUUUUGUGUCAGAAAAUAAAUAUAAAGGGAAAGGCCGGCUUGCGGUUGGCGUUUGCGUUCAUGUCGACACCGGAAAAAGUGGCCGAAGGGUCCGAAAAACAAAAAAUAAAACCGCCGGAUAUUCGUUUGGUUUUUCUUUUUUUCUUUCUUUUUGGUUGUUGUUUGCUGCACGGUGAUAAUUACCGUUUCUGCUUUGGGGAAAGAUACCACCACCCGCCAUUCUUCUUUGGUGUCUCGUGACUUUAGUCGUGCUCUGGUCGUCUACCCGAACGGAGCAGUGCCUUUUUCAAAGCCGUUUUGUUUAUGUUUGGGCACAGUGAGAGGGGGGGAAGAGAGAGAACCAGGGCUUUCAACACCCUGAUUGAGGGUUUUCGAAAUUUUGUUCACGAAAAAUGUCAGUUUUCCUUUUAAGGGUUUUUUAACUGAAAAGAAAAGAAACGUAUUUGAGUUUUCUGGCAACGCCAGGGCGUACUGGUUCACAUCACUUGACGUUUCAAUCAUUUUGAUCCUGAAUGGAAUUGUGGAAGCACUGCUCUCUCUCUCUCUUCUUCGUUCGUGCUUGUUGUCGAUUUAUUGCAAUCGCGAGAAAACAGCCAGCUAGUCAGUUCAUGGCUCACUUGAUCUAACACGUGCAAAAGAGGAAGUUGUGUGAACCACACACUUGCCAGAACCGAACCCAAACCUCCAACCAACAAAAUGAGUCUGGGAUCUCCCAGUAUUCAUUGGAUUCGUCGUAGCCUGUCGUUUCCAGAGUCUGCCGAUGUUCCGACCGCCGCUUGUCCAGCUGUCUGUUGUUGUGGCCGAUUCAGUGGUUUCCGUCACAUUCUCUCCGGUAUGAACGCGUCCGAAGUCCGCGUGACUGUGUCCGGCGACGACAACUUGCGUUCGACGACCGGCAAUGCGUUCCGGACUCGACUGCAGGAGCGUCGCUCUUCGAUUCGAUCUCACCUGUCGCUGCCGUUGACUGUCCAUUCGGCCAGUUGGUCGGCCGCUUCCACUCCGUCCGCUCCCACUACGCCAACUCUCGUCCAUCCCGCUCUUAUCCUCCUCAAGAGGGAUUUGUUGCUGCCCAGAAGAUGCUCCCGCGUCCAGCAUCAUCACCUGCAGCAUCGGAAGAGCAUGAUAUCGGCCACAUCGCCCACCAUGCCACCUCGUUGCCAAUCGCCGUUGUCGCAAGGGAGCCCGAUGGAAAGUCCACGCAACAUGUCGCCCAGUCAGCAAUUUGCUUUCAUCCCAAUUAAAAAGGCUGAAUGUCGACGAUGGUCUGUGGCCUCAUUGCCUUCAUCUGGUUACGGCACUACUCCGGCCAGCUCCAAUGUGUCGUCACAGUGUUCCAGUCAGGAGCGGUUGAAUCACUUGCCGACGGUGCCGACGGCCGAAGAGAUGAGGAUCCUCUCGCGACACUUUUCCUCCAACGAAAGCAACCCAGUCAUCGAGGAGACGGACGGCGCUGCCGCUGCUGGACGCCACUCGCCCAGAAUGCGGCCCAGAUCCAGAAGCUUGAGUAGUCCCAUCCGCUCUCCGGUCGUCGAUAGCGAGGUGGUGAUGAUGAACAUGUUGUACAAGGAACGCUUCCCCAAGGCGACCCGACAGAUGGAGGAGAGGCUCAAGACGUUCGUCGAAGAGAACGCAAGCGUCGAGAGUUCAGAGGCGCUCGUGGCAGCUGCCGAGGGUUCGUCGGAGCCCAUCCCAGCCGACGCCAUAGCCAUUGUGCGAUUCGUCCAGCAUCAGGUGAUCGAGCUGGGCAGAGAUUGCUUGCAGAAAUCGGAGCAGGGACUCAUCACGAGCCGCUACUUUUACGACAUGUCGGACAAUUUGGAGAGGCUCUUGAACGAGGCCAAAGACAAGGCAGUCGACGCUGUUCCCCAUCUCAGUCGACUCGUUCGCAAGCUCCUGCUCAUCAUCUCCCGGCCGGCCAGGCUUCUAGAGUGCCUAGAAUUUGAUCCCGAGGAGUUUUAUCACAUGUUGGAAGAGGCCGAAGGACAGGUUAAAACCACACAGGGCGUGACUGACUUUCCGCAGUACAUUGUCACUCAGCUGGGUUUGAACCGUGAUCCACUGGCAGAGUUUCAACAGGAUUUAAGUCAGUUGGAGAAAACGUGUUCGACUCCGGAGCCGCCGACCGAAGGAACCGAUUCGCCAGUGACGACGUCGACACCCGAAAAGAAGAAAGUCGCCGACACGUCGCACUUGCCCAAGGAAAGCGACUACGAAGUGGUUAAACUGAUAUCCAACGGCGCCUACGGGGCCGUCUACCUUGUGCGUCACCGUGAAACGCGCCAGCGUUUCGCCAUGAAGAAAAUCAACAAACGCAACCUGCUCUUACGCAACCAGAUCGAGCAGGCCUUUGCCGAGCGUGACAUCCUCUGCUUCACCGACAACCCCUUUGUCGUGAGUCUCCAGUGCAGUUUCGAGACGCAAAGGCACUUGUGCAUGGUGAUGGAAUAUGUCGAAGGAGGCGAUUGCGCCACUCUCCUCAAGAACAUGGGACCAUUCCCCUGCGACAUGGCCCGACUGUAUUUUGCCGAGAUGGUGUUGGCCGUCGAGUACUUGCACAGCUACGGGAUCGUGCACCGCGACUUGAAGCCGGAUAACUUGCUCAUUACCGCCAUGGGACACAUCAAGUUGACCGAUUUCGGUCUGAGCAAAAUGGGUCUCAUGUCGCUGGCCACCAACUUGUAUGAGGGUUUCAUCGAUCGAGAGACCCGAGAGUUUUCCGACAAGCAAGUCUUUGGCACUCCGGAAUACAUCGCUCCCGAAGUCGUCCUCCGUCAAGGAUAUGGCAAGCCGGUGGAUUGGUGGUCGUCCGGCAUUAUCCUCUACGAGUUUCUGAUUGGCUGCGUUCCGUUUUUUGGCGAAACGCCCGAAGAGCUCUUUUCCCACGUCGUCAACGACGAUAUCGAAUGGCCAAGUGAAUCUGAUUGGCCCGUUCCGGUCGAAGCCAAAGAUCUGAUCACGGCGCUGCUGCAGCAGAACCCGCGGGAUCGACUGGGCACGGCCGGCGGAGCCGAAGUCAAGUCGCAUCCGUUCUUUGACCGUCUGGAUUGGAACUCGUUGUUACGCCAAAAAGCCGGCUUCGUUCCGCAGCUGGACGACGAUAACGACACGAGCUAUUUCGACACUCGAGCCGAUCGCUACUGCCAUGACGACGCUUCCGGCGAUCUGGAACUGGACUUGGAAACGACGGAAGGUGGCGCCACCACUCCGCUCUUUGGAUCCUUCUCCUCUUGCUCGCCGAGAUACAAGAAAUCGCACGGACUUUUCCUUGACGCCAAGUCUAGCAACGAUUCCGGUUCGGGCGCUUCGGAUCAAUCGGAAUCGUGUGGAAGUCUCAGCGCUGGUGAGGACAAGUCUCUAACACUUCCUCCCAUCCAGCAGACGCCGGAAUCUACGGAGAACGAAGACUCCAGCCCGCAGCUGCAACGCCGUCGCCGGAUGCUUCAUCGUGAACUGAAAUCUCUUCCGCGUUUCUCCAUCUCUGUCGAAUCGGAAUCGGGUGGCCGCUGCAUGACGCCCAUCUCGACGCCGGAUCACAUUCGUGAACUCUCGCCCGUCGACGAAGGGGAUCGAACAACAACCGAUUCCACUCCGCCGACGUCUGCCGGAAUUCACUUAACAGCUUGCGGAGGCGUCCGGCCGAAGAAUGUCUUGACCCAGUCCUUCUCGCCCAACUUCAAACAGCGACGCGGCACCAAAACCGAUCCUGCGGCAUCGGGUUUGUCGCUAGUCAUUUCAUUGGCGGAAGAGGGUCCGUCGCCGUCACCUGGCGGUGGUUCCAGCACGGCCAGUUCUCGUGACACUUCUCCAUGUCGGGAGCUUUCGCCCACCAUUACGGGCAGCCUGAAGCCUCCCAUUGUUCUCCGACGAGCACCACGCGGAUUUGGCUUCACACUCCGGGCUAUUCGAGUCUACCUGGGCGAUUCCGAUUUCUACACAGUUCAUCACUUGGUCAUGGCUGUCGACGAAGGAAGUCCGGCAUUAGAGGCCGGUUUAAGACCUGGAGAUCUGAUAACUCACAUCAACGGCGAAGCCAUCCAGGGACUGUUUCACACGCAGGUGUUGCAAUUGAUUUUGUCGGAAGGAGAUAAGGUGACGCUGCGAGCCACUCCUCUUGACCAGACGAGUAUCCAGACUGGCGGACGGAGAAGAGAAUUAGCCAAGAGCCGUUUGGCUCGCCGGGGUUAUUACCGCGUUACGCACGGGGCCGGACGACGACCUCCUGGCGGAGCCAAAGUCAAAGCCGGAGGGGCGAGUAGUAGCGAGCAGGCCGAUAGACGCCGUAAAUCGUCAUUAUUCCGUCGUCUGAGUAGCAAACGUGCCAGCGCUGAAAUCCAGCAGUCGCUCCGAUUGCAGAUCCCCAUGUCGGCUCCCGUGCUUCCGCGCGGCCACUCGUCUCCUUUUUUGUUGGCGGCCAACUAUGGAGGAUCGUCUUCACCUGUGCUGACGCCCAGCAGGAGUUUCCAUUCGCUGAAUCGAUCGUUGCCGUCCCACGAGUCGGGGUCCAAUUCGCCCGGAAGUCGCUCUUCGGCUUCGGGCUACUCUCCGCCGAUUUUGCGCCAUCACUGCCAAUUGGCUGCUGCCAGUCCGGCGUCCGAGUCGCCUCGUUCAACACCGUCCAGCUCGCCGGGUUCGUCUGCCCCAAACAGCCCUGCUAGCGGCCAAAUGAAUUCAGGCGGACCUCCAGCCUCUGCCGCACGCCAUUUUCAACCUCACCGGCCGUCAUCUCUGCAUGGCCUCAAGAACAAGUUGCAUUCGGUGGCUAAGAACAUGCACUCGCCGUCUAGACGGAAAUCGGCUGGACACAUACCACUCUCUCCGCUGGCCCGCACUCCGUCACCUUCACCUUUGCCGCAACAGCAGCCACUCCCAGUUUCCCCGACUCGCUCGCCCAGCCCGCUGGCCUUCCCCAUGCAAGUCCAUCAUCCUCCCGGCAGCUCUCAUUCGACGCAACUUUUCAGUCCUGGGGCUUCGCUUUCUGUUUCACCGGCCGCCAAACAACGCGCUCUCUCUAGGCCAAAGUCGGCCGAGCCUGGAUCGCCACUUUUGCGCCGAGCUCUCUCACCCGACAGGCUCCAUCCGCGCUCCGCAGAGAAGAACUUGGUUAUAUCACCUCUAUGCAACGCCUGCAGCAGUAGCACACCGCCCAAUUCCAGCAACAACGGUUCAACUACUAACCAACGUUGCGGUCUGCCCAAAGUGACCGUCAUCAGCCCGCCGCGUGUCACCAUACUUUCGCAAACGACUCCGGAAGUUGCCGCUGAAUCGGACAGCCAGACUAAAAAGGAAGAAGGCAAGCCUGUCGAUCCAACUGUUGCGUCUACUUCGUCCGAUGGACCAAAAACGGUCCGAUUCGAAUCGGAUACAUUGAAUACUAAGGAGGAGGAGAUUCCGUCUAAUGUGAAACGUUGUCCACGAUCGAGGAGUGCAUCUCCCAUCCCUCUAGCAUCUACUCCGCCACCCGACAUCUCGGUCGAGCCUUGCGUUCUAGCUGCUGCUGCAGCCAGCACUGAACUCCGGCGCCGUAAGAAUUCGUCCGUCGAAGAACAGCAACAGCAGCAGCAGCAACAGCAACAACCGCAGCCCGAUCAAGUUGAACGAACUUCUCAUCUGUGAUGUACAAAUAAUUCAUAUUUUUUUCCUGGCCCUCCCAUUCGUUUCGAAUCGAUGACGUACAGAUUUACAAUCCAGCUCAAAUGAUGGACUACGGGAGUCAAAUUUAGGGUUACUUUUUUUCCUAUUUUUUUAUUUCUCCUGGUAUGAGAUGUAUCUUUCUUUUCACUCCUGCUUACAUGCUACCAAGUGGUUGAUGUGAUAUAUAGCGCACUCUUAAUCACUUUCUAAUUUGAUCCAUCAAUAUUUAUAUAAAAUAAAAGGAAACGUUUGUGCGGGUUUGAUGAAUUUUGUAUCGUGAAAACUGCUGUAUAUUUAACAAUUUGUACAAUAAUGGAUGAAAAACAAAACAAAAAAAAAACAAAAGUGGAAAAAGACGAGUGUGAUCUCGCCGGAAGAAGGAAAAAAAAGGUUAUGGAUUGAACAGAAGUUAGAUUGUGUGUUUGUUUUCUUUGUUUUUCCCUUUUGUUUUAUUUUUAUGUUCAUUCAUCUUCCGGAUGACUUGAACUUCUCUUGUUGCUGCCCUGCUGGUGUGUGUUGUGAUUACUUUCAUCAUUUCUUCUGUCCAGUUUGUGGCUGAAUAAAUUUCUGAUAGAUACUCACUAA
Messenger RNA from Daphnia pulex (common water flea), 7579 nucleotides. It is a transcript of the gene dop, whose product is annotated as microtubule-associated serine/threonine-protein kinase 3-like. The record is from RefSeq and is a predicted model, not a curated record. The transcript is spliced from 15 exons. Lineage: Eukaryota; Metazoa; Arthropoda; Branchiopoda; Diplostraca; Daphniidae. The coding region runs from base 2060 to 6976 and encodes 1638 amino acids. Gene Ontology annotation, molecular function: magnesium ion binding; ATP binding; protein serine/threonine kinase activity. Gene Ontology annotation, biological process: peptidyl-serine phosphorylation; intracellular signal transduction.